UUUUCAUCCCUGUAAAUAUAGACCAUUUGAUUUUUCAUCUCUGAGUUUAGUAAUCCUCCCAUUUUGCCCCUGCAAUUACUAAUCAUUUGAAAAUUCGUCCUAAUUAAAAAAAAUUGCUGAGGUGGAGGGUAAUUAGAUACGUGGCAUCUGGCGAAUGGUUUUUUUUCAGGACACGUCAGCAGAAGGGGAGGGCAAUGACAUUUUUGCCCUUAAUGAAUCUGGACUCAUGCGCAAUGACCAUUUUACCCCCUGCCUCCAUCUUUUCUUCCCAAUGAACCAUGAGUUGACCAAAUAUCCAAAGCUCGUGACAACGCUACCGCCGCCGUUUCUCUCCUCUGUCAGUUUAAUCGCACCGAAAUGGAAGUGGAAGUCACCGCUUUGCUCUCUCCCUUCCACGUCAUCACCCAUCAUCAACACAACCACUUCUUCGACGGCGCCGCCUCCGAACUCUCUUCUCGUCGAGCCACAUUUCGUUUUCGAUUCUACAAUGAUGAUGAACGGUGUGUCGUUUCACUUAAAGCAAAAGGGGUUCUAGUCAACGGCGUGCGUCGUGUAGAGGAAGACGAGGAAGAUUUGGAUCCGAAGAUUGGUCGAGAUUCCGUUGAUGAACUGGGGAAGUUGGGUUUUGUGGAUUCGAGGAUUAUGGGGAGAGUGAAGGAGGAAUUUGGGGUGGUGGGUAAAAAUGGGUUUGUGGGAUUAGGGAAGUUUAGGAAUGUGAGGAAUGUUUAUGAAUGGAAAGGUUUGAAAUUGGAAGUUGAUGAAACUGGUUUUGAUUUUGGGACUUUGUUUGAGAUUGAGUGUGAAAGCUCUGAUCCUGAAGAAGCUAAACAGAUUCUGGAGGAGUUUUUGAAGGAGAAUGAAAUUGAUUAUUCAUACUCUGUUGCUUCUAAAUUCUCAAUUUUUCGAUCUGGGAAAUUGCCAUAGUGUGUCAA
Molecule: messenger RNA, 932 nt
Organism: Medicago truncatula (barrel medic)
Lineage: Eukaryota; Viridiplantae; Streptophyta; Magnoliopsida; Fabales; Fabaceae
Product: triphosphate tunnel metalloenzyme 3
Exons: 1
Coding region: 358-924 (188 amino acids)
Source: RefSeq, a predicted model, not a curated record